UUACACAAACUCUUUCAAAACAUAUUCCAAAAUGGAAUAGAAAUAUACAUUUUCUCUCUCUCUCUCUCUCUGUCACUCAUGAAAGAGAGAACACAUUUUCUCUCCUUACUACUUCCAUUCUACUUUCUUAUUCUCUUCCUAAUGGCUCUCCUCACAUCCUUGCCUCAACAAUCCCACCCCAAACACAAACAUAAUAAGAAACAGAAACCAAAGGCGACAUCUUCAUGGGACCAAAUAAAAAACAUCCUAACAUGCAAACAGAUGGAAGGUUCAACAGUACAUGAUCCAUCAAAAGCAAAUAAUAAUGGAUACUCGAAAAUGGGUUCAACAUGCAGGUCAAUAUGUAGCUUGAGAGAUGUAGUUCAUGGAAACACAAGAGUAGUUCAUAGGUCUGAUAACUCAUCACCAGAGAGUAGUGUAUUGGGUCAAGAAACGAGUUUACUCAAAAGAAAACCUUCUGGGAAAUCCAACGGUGGAGGAAACUACACGUCAUCAUCAUCAACAACUUCCAGAGGAAUGCAGUUCAGGAAGCUGUCUGGAUGUUAUGAAUGUCACAUGAUCGUUGACCCUACCAGGCUACCAAUUCCUAGGAGCACAGUGUGUGCUUGUGAUCAGUGUGGAGAAGUCUUCCCUAAGAUAGAAAGCUUGGAGCUUCAUCAAGCUGUUCGUCAUGCCGUUUCGGAGCUGGGUCCAGAGGAUUCGGGUCGGAACAUAGUGGAGAUAAUCUUCAAGUCAAGUUGGUUAAAGAGGGAGAGUCCAAUGUGCAAGAUCGAACGGAUAUUAAAAGUUCACAACACCCAGCGCACGAUCCAACGGUUCGAAGAAUGCAGAGACACAGUGAAGUCCCGUGCAACCAACACCACCAAGAAAAAUCCCCGCUGUGCUGCGGACGGCAACGAACUCCUACGGUUCCACAGCGCAACCUUAACCUGCGCACUAGGCGCACGUGGAUCCUCCUCCCUGUGCGCCACCGUACCAGGGUGCGGAGUGUGCACCAUAAUCCGACACGGAUUUCAAAACAAAGGAGGGGUGAGAACCAACGCUAGUAGUGGUAGGGCCCACGACUAUUCAGUUGAGAGGUGUGAAGAAGAAGAUUCUAGAAGGGCUAUGCUGGUAUGUCGUGUGAUUGCUGGAAGAGUGAAGCGCGUGGCGGAGGAAGGUGCGCCGCAGUUAUCGGAGGAGGAAGGCGUGUCUUAUGAUUCAGUUGCGGGUUACGCGGGAAUUUACUCCAAUCUCGAGGAGUUAACUGUUUUCAAUCCAAGGGCUAUCCUUCCUUGUUUCGUAGUCAUUUACAAGGUGCUUUCCUCUUGAGUUACUUUAAUUGAAUUUGGAUGGUCCAAGUUACCAUAUCUCAUCUAUUCAAUUAAGAUCGUUCGACUUUCAUUGAAUGAUUUCAGUGUACGUGACUGCAUUGCAAUCGGCCUCUAUCGACUGUAGUGAUUCUCAAUACUAUUUAUUCAUGAUGAUGAUCUUACAUUUGGAGUUAUUAAUUAGGUUACUAAAUUAUUAGUACCAUUUUCGUUCACAAUCUUCAUAGUUACAUUGAUCGUUAAUUCUUUAUAUUAAAAGAAAAUUUAGAUGAAAGUCUUCACCUAUGAAUAACGUAGAGGGGAAUGAUUUUUAUCGGUAGUUUUUUAGAUUGAGAAUUAACGUGACAAUGUGUGUUAAGAUUGAGAACGAAAAUGGAAUAUAUUUUAUCCUUAUGUAUCAUUAGUUUGUUAGUAGUAAUUAUUAGGAAGAUAUUUCUCCUCCUAAUUAAAGAUAUUUUCUUAUAGUACUUUAUAGAUAGGGGUCAACUAUAAAUACAUAUGUUGAUUUCUACUAGUAGUCUGGUUGUUUAUUAA
This is a messenger RNA of Cicer arietinum (chickpea), 1844 nucleotides long. RefSeq lists its product as uncharacterized. The record is from RefSeq and is a predicted model, not a curated record. Lineage: Eukaryota; Viridiplantae; Streptophyta; Magnoliopsida; Fabales; Fabaceae.